Molecule: messenger RNA, 1524 nt
Organism: Punctularia strigosozonata HHB-11173 SS5
Lineage: Eukaryota; Fungi; Basidiomycota; Agaricomycetes; Corticiales; Punctulariaceae
Exons: 4
Coding region: 1-1524 (507 amino acids)
Source: RefSeq, a predicted model, not a curated record
AUGCCCUCGACCUGGGUUCUGCGCGAUGUCCUGAACGUGCGACACCGAUCUCCGGAGGACCUCGACAGCGACAGCGGUGCCUUAGACUGGAUCCACGCGUACACUUUCCAUGAAGGCAUGCGAGACAGCAUUCUGGCUGAAUGCCUCUCGGACAUCCCGAGCGAUAAACGGGCGCGAGUGGUGGUGAAACUGGUCGCAACAGCUUCCGGAUACCGGUUUGACGAGCUCCUCCGUCACAUACGACUAACUGGGUCCGCGCCUCAGCUGUCCGAGUUGAAGGCUCGAAUUCACAUGGAACUCUUGCUGGCAGCCUAUACUGACAGCUGCCCGUGCGUAGAUCCGAAGUGCGGGAAGAUGCGGCACUGGAAGAAUCACUACCCAUCCCCAGAGAAGGUCGGUUUCAUAUAUGCAAUUGAGACGAAGGCCUUUGAUACAGCCAUAUCAGCCACGUUUCGGCUCUUGGAGACUAUCAACCCAGACGAUAAUUCACAUCUGACCAAGGAGAAUCCGGACCUGCAGACUCAUUUCUUCAAUAACGUCAAUGUAUAUGUUCUUGACCGACUGGAAAGGUGUAUCUCUGGUCACGACGCCUGGCGAUGCCCCGCUCAAUGGAUUGUAUUCGCGCUCUCUGUGCCAUCCGUGCCGCAUUACUUCGCGCUAACGUUCAGGAGCGUGGUACUGAUGCAGAUAUAUGAUCCAUCGGAGGACGUCAGGAUGAAACUUGCUAUCGAGAAGGCGUCUGUCCCGUUGUAUCUGUGGGAUCAGGAGUUCCACGAGCUCUCCGCGCGCGCGUUGACGGUACUUGCGCUGACGGUACUGACGCUUCACAACGUAUUGAAGGCAAUGAGCCCUCGAUCUCGGUACCAGUCCACGCCACCCGACCCUGAUUUAAUCGAGAAAGCGCCAGAUAAUGCGUCAGAGCAGCGCCCGAUGUUUGAGGAAGGGUGGCUAGCAGGAUCUCCGUCCACAAAUGCAAUAUAUUCGACCAUCGCUAAUGCUUACGCAGCCCUCAAACAUAUUGUCACGAUACCCGUGCCUGGAGUCGAUGUCGUGGAUGACGGAGUUACCUCGUCCAUCGAAUUCGAGCGACACAUAACAGAUGGCAUGCACUACAUGCUCGAACUGCGGGCGGAAGACUUGCUGCUCUGGAUAGAGGAUGCCCCCUCCCUUUUGAACGAAUUCUUUGCUCGUAUCGAUCGCUACCUUAAAUACCGUCUACGGGAACAUGCCUUGGACCCGGAUUCUUCGACUUGGCGCCUUCCAGCAGCGUGGAUGCGAUUCGUGAUUGGUAUGCGGUUCGUGCCAAUGGACUUUUCAUUCACCACAUCGGUGAUAAUACAUCAACGGAUGUUCGAGCAGUUCGAGAGUAUGGACUCAGAGGCGGAUACCGGCACCAUUUUUGGUCCACCUGUCCCGCUCUAUAUGUGGGACGUGGAUCAUGAAAUGUUUGAACAAAUAUUUCCUGAAGAAGAUCACAAAGAUGGUGACUUGUGCUCUACCCAAGUUACUCAGGAAUAUGUCUAA